Molecule: messenger RNA, 3013 nt
Organism: Aethina tumida (small hive beetle)
Lineage: Eukaryota; Metazoa; Arthropoda; Insecta; Coleoptera; Nitidulidae
Product: calpain-9-like
Exons: 17
Coding region: 313-2712 (799 amino acids)
Biological process (GO): proteolysis
Cellular component (GO): cytoplasm
Molecular function (GO): calcium-dependent cysteine-type endopeptidase activity
Source: RefSeq, a predicted model, not a curated record
UCCUAGAAAGAACGCAAUCUACGGUGCAUUUCUUUCGUCGCUCGGAUGUUCAGUACUGCUUCUCAUACAGUCGCCAGGUGAGCGCCAUCGCAGUACUCGAUUCCGUACGUACACGUGCUGGUUGCUUUUGUUUAUGUUUUGACUGUUUAUCGCUGUGACUGGUUACUUCGCGAAUAUCGAAUUCGUGUUGCAUUCAAAGAACUAUUGUGAUUUCGUUAUUUGAGUAUUUAACGAAAGUCUGUUGUGAAAUCUCGUCGAGUCCACUUUCAGGAUGCUUGAGUGCUGAAGAAGUAUAUUGGAAUAAGUAAAAAUAUGCCUCAAACAGUCCUACAUGGACAAAAUUAUCAAUACAACGGUCACAAUGGACAUCUUCCUAUCCACAACCCACAACAAAAUGGACACGUCAAUUAUAUUAUUCAUAAUGGGCAUGGUCCAUAUUACAUGCAAAACGGACACAGUAAAACAAACGGACAUUUAGGUGCAAGGAGAAAUAAGAAAAUUGCCGACAAUGUCUGUACGAUUAUUAAAUUUAAAAAGGAUACGGAACCUCCCAAGAAACGGACAUCCACACCAGUCAAUCACUUAGUCCCUAAUUCCGAAAUUUCAUUAAAUGGAAACGGAAGGACUUGGACAAAUGCUCCCAAAUUAGAAGAUAAACAAUCCACAUUAUCGAGAUAUUGGACAACAGAAAGGCAAAAGACACAAACAAAUUAUGAGUCUAUAAAAAGACAUUGUAGGGAACGGGGUGUACUUUAUGAAGACCCCGAUUUUCCAGCUGGACCGAAGGCACUUUUCCAAAAUAAAAGGCCAUCGCUGCAUCCUAUAGUUUGGAUGAGACCGCAUGAAAUAUGUCAAAGACCAAAAUUUAUAGAAGAAAAUUCAUUAGAAUCGGGAAAAUUCACGCUAGAGCCGGGUGAAUUAGGUGACCAAUGGCUGUUGGCUGCUGUUGUUUCUUUGGCUCUCACGCCAAGAUUUUUAGACAGAGUAGUUCCACCUGAUCAAGGAUUUAAUCCAACAAAUUCAUAUUGCGGUUUAUUUUUAUUUCGAUUUUGGCAUUUCGGCGAGUGGAAAGAUAUUGUAAUAGAUGACAGACUACCCACUUUUAAAGGACGAUUGGUUCAUCUGCAUAGUUCGAACAAUACUCACUUUUGGCCGGCCUUAUUAGAAAAAGCUUAUGCUAAAUUUUAUGGAUGCUAUGAAAACCUGCAGCAAGGAUCCAUUACAAGGGCACUACAAGAUAUAACGGGAGGAAUAGUGCAAAGUUUUGUAUUAACACAUCAAGAUCGAUUUAUAACUUUUCAAGUACUUAACAGUGCAGUUCCCAGAUCUAGUCUAUUAAUUGCGACUAUUAAUCAGGAGAAAGAGAAUAAACGUCAACUUCGAUUGCGAAGUGGAUUAAUAACACAACAUGCCUAUAGUGUGACAGGACUUGCUCGAGUAAGAGGAGUUAAUGGUGAAACACCAUUGGUCAGAUUAAGAAACCCAUGGUCAAGUGCUGAGUGGACAGGUCCUUGGAGCGAGAGAUCCUGGGAAUGGGACGGUUUAUCGACGAGAGAUAAGGAAUUAUUGAGCGUAAGAGUUACCAAUGAAGGCGAAUUUUGGAUGUCUUUUGAAGAUUUCGCUAGAUAUUUUACCCACUUAGACUUGGUCCAUAUUGGUCCAGAUGACUGGAUGAUAGAAGGUGCGCUACAUUCUAAACAGCCUUGGAGAGCAGUUUUAGCCCGAAGACGUUGGAGAGCUGGUUACAAUGCGGGAGGUGGACCAGCUUUUAUUGAAACAACUGCCAUGAAUCCGCAAUUUCACGUCCAGAUACCGAGAACGUCGAGCAAUAAAUGCCACGUGGUCGUGUCAAUAACACAAUAUUACGAGACGAAUCCGCAGAAGACGAAGAAGAAACGGCCUUUGUAUGCCAUUGGGUUCGCGGUUUAUGAAGUGCCGCAUACCAUGCAGAGAUUGACACCGCAUUUUGUUGCAGAACAGAAACCGCUAGAUGUUACAAAUCAUUCUCUUGCUCGAGAAGUAGUAACAUUUUUCACAUUGCCUCCGGGUGAUUAUAUUGUAGUACCUCAAACAAAUAUACCCAAUUUAGAUGGAAAGUUUUUACUUCGAAUUUUUACUGAUGAGCAAAGUAAAAUAUGGGAAGUAAACGAAGAUAACAUGAUCAUACGGAAUAUUUCCGCAGAAUUUAUGGAGGAAUCGGGAGUCAUGGGGGAAGGAAAAUCAAUUUUAUCGAAAAUGUUAAUAAAGUAUCCACCUGAAAUUGAUGCUAGUCAACUGCAAAAAAUUUUGAAGUCGCAAUGGAAGUUGAUCCUCUCAGAAAAACCAAGUUUAGAAUUGUGUAAAAGUUUGAUUAUGUUAAGAGACUUCAACAUAAGUGGACGAAUUGGUACAGUCGAUAUUCCCAUUCUGGUUCAUAUGCUUCAAUUUUGGAAAUUGGCAUUUCAAAAGUUUGACAAAAAUCAGAAUAGCGGGAAAACAUCCAGUUACCACUUAAGGGCUCUGUUAUGGGAAGCUGGAUGUACAGUAAGCAACAAAGUAUUAGAAUGUUUAGUAUUGCGAUUUGCUAAAAAUAAAAUUUUGACUAUGGAAAAUUAUAUUAUGGCAUUAGUAAGGUUACAUUUAUCAUAUGAAAGAUAUCAUAAUUUGGACACAAAAACUAAAAGUAAUCCUUUAUCUUUGGAAGAGAUGAUUUUGAUGACCAUUUAUUCAUAAAAUAUAAAGUAAAAUGUUAAGCUGGAAAACCAAAGAAAUGGUGGAAAACUGUAUUUUAUUUAAAAAAAAUAUUUAUAUACUUUAUCUAUGUGUAUGUAAAUAAUAAGUAAUUUGAUUCAUAUACAGUAUAUCUCAUUUAAAAUGGAAACACCUCCGUAAUUGUUUUACUUUUAAUUCAAUUUUAAUGAGUAAGAAUGGUUUGGAGCUGUUUUUCAACCUAAAGUGGGCUGCACUGUAUGUACAAAUAUGUGUAUAUUUUGAUUUAUGUAAUUAAUAGGACAAAUAAAAAUAAUAAUGUUUA